Messenger RNA from Paramuricea clavata, 2358 nucleotides. NCBI's taxonomy places the organism in Eukaryota, Metazoa, Cnidaria, Anthozoa, Malacalcyonacea, Plexauridae. The record is from the annotation of a GenBank genome assembly.
GUUCGUCAAUAUAGUUAAAGUAAUAAAAUACGCGGUAAUGUAGUCCUUGAAAUGAUUAAGCGGAGCUCUAAGAAACACGUCCGAUCAUGAGUGCAACCGUCUGUCUUGUAAUGUAUGAAACCAUAUGUAUAUAGCAACCCAACUAAUUGCAAAUGUCUGCGUAGGUUCAACAAAGUUGUAUCAGCUCAACAUUAUCUCUUAAUACUUCUACAUGGGUUUUUAUGUCAUUUACAUUUUACUUUAGGUGGAGAAGAGGGGAGUAGCCACGCCGAAACGAGCCAGAAGGAUGAAAGCAAAAGUGAUGCUGGGAUGGUAUCUUUGGAGGAAAUUAAUAGUAUUGCACGAGAGGAUGAAUUAAUAGUAUUGGAUCCACGCCCAAUAAAUAACCAGGAAAAACAAGAAGGUGGAAAGGAGGAAAAGGCGAUUGCUGAAAAAGAAGUUAUUUCCAAUAUUCAGCGUGACAUCGAUAGCAAUUUGAAAAGUACUGGGGAAGAAUGAAGACAAAGAUUCUAACAUUACAACAAAAUUGUUUGUUCAUAGUUCCUGGCUUGCCGUUCACAGUUCUUACUUCAAAGCCAUGUUUUCGUCUGGUAUGAAGGAAACCCAUUUAAAAGAAGUGGUCAUGAAAAUCCAUAAGUCUGAAUAUCAAGCUCAUUUAACUUUAAUCGAAGCAAUAUACAAGCUGGAUGUUUUGAAUGAUAAAGAGUGCAGCCUCGUAGUUGACGUUCUUACAUUAGCUGACAAGUAUGAUGUGAAUCUAGUGUUUAAAAAAUGCAAAUACGUUUUGAUUGAAACAUCCAUCUCCAUGGAAGAAUGCGAGUAUAUCCUGAAAGUCGUAUCUGAUAUUCAAGGCUGUACUGACGUUCUUGAUGCAAUGGAGACGUUUCUGGUAAAAGAGUUUAGCCCACUGGACAAAACGUGGCUUUCACAAAAAUUCUACACACUUUCCAAACCGUCACUAAAGAUUCUUUUGGGCAGUGAUAAAUUGGUGGUAGAGUCAGAAAAUACGGUUUUUGUUGCACUAAUGAAAUGGAUUGAUUGGAAUCAACUUGAAACCAUUGACGACGGGCGUUGUAUGUUAUCACUGGUGAGAUUUGAAUUGAUGACAGUAGAUUUUAUGUAUGAUAUUGUACGGCAUCAUACAACAGCGAAAAAAUUAGAUGGUUUCAACGAAUUUCUUCAGAAUGGUUUGGCUUAUCGCGCUUUCUCACUGUCCAGAUUGCAGGAACUGGAGAUCAAACCAGUCAAACGAUGUACUUAUAUUAAUAAUAGUAAUGAUCCAACGUUUUCUUGGGUUAUUGGUCAAGAUGAACAAAGAGGCCUGAUCGAGCGCGGUCAUACUGUAUCGGGUCCCUUUUGGUUAAAGGGAUACAUGAUGGAUCUCCAGCUCAGUUAUGAGGAAACACCCCCCGACCAGAGUUAUGAGUUGUUUCUGUUCGUCGAAAACAUGAAAGAAAAGCCGGCAAGAGGACAUGUUGAAAUCAGCUGGAGGGCAAAGUCUGACUUGUUUGCAGGAAAGAAAGUUAGUUGUUCGAAAGAUAUAUACACGUGCUCGUCGGAGGGUUCUGGCACGUCAGAAAUAAAAUGCAACAUUGCGCCAUCUCUAGAGCCAAAUAACUUGUCGCAGAUGAUAGACGUCUGGGUUGAUCUUAAAUAACUUUCAAUAUUUCAAUUGUUGUACGAACUAUUCUACAUGCACGGACACUGAUAUACAGUACUGUGCAACUUGGACGUUUUAAGAAAAUAUCUGUUUAAUCUGAAACUAAAAGCUAUAAUGUCCUAUAAUGUUUUAUUUGUAGUGCAGGACCUGCAGGCGGUUCAUUAAUUUUAUAUCGGAAGAAACACCCGCUGUAAAAAUCAUCCCAUUCGAAAUAUUCGUAGUUUAUUAAUGAACACAAUCACGAAAAAGUUUGGGGUUAGGGUUUCGCGUUAACUCUACGGUUAGUGUUAAACAUAAAACUAGAAACGGCAUUAUACUUGCUAAUAAAAUAUUUGAAUGUUCAAAAGAUCAGAAUGCUCAACACGUCUUUUGGUUUGUAAAUAGUCCCCAUAAAUUUCGAAACAAAAUCCAUAUCUGCUUUACCUGCCGUCACCUGUUCCAUAUCUAUUGGGACGAUCGAGUGGGUCAGUGGCACGUAAAGUAGAGUAUAAUAUACGAACCGAGACAAGAUGUUUUGUGAGCAUUCUAAUGUUUCGAACAAUGAAAACAUUUUAACAUAUGAAGUUAUGAAGGCGUUAUAAAGAACAUUCUUGGGGGUAGCGAUUUACAAACUCUGUCUCUGAUUGGUUAGUUCACGAUUGUUAUGAGAAUUGCACAUUUUAUCAAUAAUUUUAAUAAAGUUAACCGUUGUUUCACUG